Molecule: messenger RNA, 2993 nt
Organism: Trichogramma pretiosum
Lineage: Eukaryota; Metazoa; Arthropoda; Insecta; Hymenoptera; Trichogrammatidae
Product: zinc finger protein 391-like
Exons: 6
Coding region: 291-2063 (590 amino acids)
Biological process (GO): regulation of transcription by RNA polymerase II; DNA repair
Cellular component (GO): nucleus; chromosome
Molecular function (GO): chromatin insulator sequence binding; zinc ion binding
Source: RefSeq, a predicted model, not a curated record
ACUGUUGAUUGCUGAAUGUAGACUGUAGUUUACUUUAGCGAACACGCGCGAAUGUAGACGCAUAUUUUUUACUGUCGGUUUUGUGUCAAAAUCAAAAACAUAAGCUUGGAAUCUGUGCAUGCAACGACUUUUAGUGGACAUAAAUGUAUUCUUCAUUACAUUUAUGUGCAGUGUUUACACUUUAUACUGGAUUCAAAGCAAUGUUGUGAUGGCGAUUUGUUGACAUUCAUUGCCGAAAGCGACAAGUGCUAUCGACAAUUGUGCGGCUUAGCAGUUAUUUGUUUUUGAAAAUGGCCAAAAUGCAGCAACAAAUAUGCAGAACGUGUUUAGCCACCUGCGGUGAACUCGUCAAUAUAUUUUCAGAAGAUUAUUAUGUGCACAAUUUGAGCGAAAAGCUUUAUAAUACUACAAACAUUGAGGUUCAAAAAAAUGAUGACUUACCACAAAUGAUGUGUAAAAAGUGUAUAUUUAUGGUGGAUUCUUUAUAUUGUUUCAAAGAUCAAUGUGAAAUGGCUGAUAUCAAAUUAAAAAAAAGUUAUAAAAUUCCUAUGGAUAUUUCCAAGCCAGCUACAUCAAGUGAGGAUGAAUAUCAAGUAGAGUAUGCAUCGGAAGAAGCAAGAUUAGAAGUUGAAAGAGUUAAAAAACGAUUAAAAUCAAAUCAAAGCAAAUUUACGGGGCCACGACUUAAAUUAGAAAAUAAUUCUAAAAACAACCAAUUAUAUAAAUCUCAUAAUGAAUCUAAGUCUUCAUCAGUUCAUGGUUUUUCAGAAAAUGAUGAGGAUAUGGCCUUUUUAUCUGAAAGUGAUGUAUCUUCAAUAUAUAUUUAUCCAGAAAUUGAUAAGCAUAGUUCAAAAAGCAUUAAAAACGAGACAAAACCAAAAUUAAAAAGAAAAAGAUCACAAACAAACAAUGUCACAAUAUCAAAAGUACCAAAAAAAGUUGCAUUCAGAGAUGAUGAUUAUGAAGACAAUGUGCUCAAAAUCGAGUCAGUAAAAUCAAUUGCUAAUAUUACUCCAAAAAUUAUGGAUCAACCUAAAAAUAUCAUUCAAAUUGACAUCAUUGAUGAUAAUUCUGAAAUGCCCAAAAAUAAUGAUAUUUCUAAGAAAAAUUCGACUUGUUUGGCCAGCAUGGGAUUAUCGCCAAUGGAAGAUAUAAAAACUAUUAAUGAAUUACGAAUGAAAAAUUUAAUUAAACAAAUUAUACUUGAUAUACCAGAUAUAUGCCCUAUUUGCUCGCAGCAAUUUGAGUCUUAUUUGGAAGUUCUGAAACACAAAAUUGAAUGUCACAUUGAUAAUGAGGAAAAUGAUAUACAAUGUCCAGUGUGUAAUGAAAAAUUCUACUCAAGUAGUUCUUUAGUCGAUCACUUGAAUGAACAUGUUGACAUAAAAUUAUUUGUUUGUGCUCUCUGCUCAAAACAUUUGCAUACGGAAGGAAAAAUGAGGAGCCAUUUAGAAUCUCACGUAGAUAUGAAUAUUUUGCAAUGUCUUGUAUGUAAUAAGAAACUUGGACGAAUUCAACAGCUUUUUAACCACCUUGACACACACUUGCAUAAAUUGUCUAUGGCAUGUACAAUAUGCAAUCGAAGUUUUGAUAAUAAAGUACAACUACAAGUACAUAUUAAUGUUGAACAUAGAAAAUUGAAAGAAAAAAUGUAUAAAUGUAAAACCUGUGGUGAACAAGUUGCAGAAGAUAAAAAAGUCCAGCACUUUAAGAGUCACUCGAAUUAUGCAUGUUCGCAGUGUGAAAAAACAUUUGAUUCAAGAAAAAUGCUGAGGAACCAUAGCUAUACACAUCACAAUGAUAUCAAAUUUUCUUGUGAUAUUUGUAAUCAAUCUUUUUGUUCCUUGCCGGAACGUACACAGCAUAUGAAAACUCAUAACAAUGGAUGUGAGACUAUAACAGUAUCAGACUCAGCAAAUACAUCUUCAGACACGAAAAAAUUUCGGUGUAGAGUUUGUUUUGAUAUUCUUGUUUCUCGAGCUGCAUAUGGUAAGCAUCUUAAAGAAAAACAUUGGAAUUCAAAACAAACCGCUGAAAUUUUAAAGGAACUUACAGAUUCAUGAGUGAUUAGUCAUUAGAUAUAAAUUCUGCUUCUUACAAUUGAAAAUGUGAAGAUACUUAAUAGUCCUAGGGUACGUUUAAAUAGCCUUGGCUUCGCUACGACCGAUAAAAACGUGCUCUGGGGCUUUUUUUUCGCGACUUAAACUGGCAUAUGAUUUUUCAUACCCAGACUUGAAAAAAUAAUUGAAGCUGUUGAAAAUUAUUUUUACCAGCCUUGAGCUUAAAAAUUGAUUUGUAUUUAUAUUAAAUGCAACAUCAGUUUAAUAUUCUACACUUUAUAUUUAUACUUUACCUCUUACAGAGGGUAAUUCCUAAAUAUAUUGGCUGGCAGUGAUACUUUAUGUCUAUACGGAUACAGAUUUAAUCUUUAUUAGAUAAAAAACAUAAUUUAAUUUAAUAAAAAUUAACACCCUAACUCAAUUAGAUUGCGAGGUUAAAACAAAAAAACUCACUUCUUAUAGUGUGCGAGAAGUGUUACUUUCUGCGCGUCAAUCCGUGCGGAAAAAAUUGUAAAAUUAAUUUCCCGUACGCUGUGAUAAAAAUACAUUACUUACCUGGGGCGGUUGUCCAUCUUGUGCGAGUGUCAGUAUACAUUUCAAUCGCAGCAUGGGUUGCAAAGACACAAGUUACCGUCUUAAUUACGUAAUGUACUAUAAAUUCAGAUCAUACGAAAAAAUUUUAAAUAUUACAAAUUGUAUAUAAAUACACAAAUUUUAUUGUGAAGUUAUUAUUUAUAUUAAAUUACGAGCGUAAAUAUUUUCACUAUUAGUAACUUUUUACUAAAAUUGAAAGCUAAAAUAUGUUCUGUAACGUAAUGCAGAUUAAUACAUCACGUCAUGAAAUAUAUCUAAUUAGUUAAACGAGUAUUACAGCAGCUCUCAUAAUGUGUAAAUUUAUUAUAUUUUGUAGAGUUUAAUUUUUCUAAAUGCAAU